Messenger RNA from Raphanus sativus (radish), 1304 nucleotides. Its product is annotated as E3 ubiquitin-protein ligase CCNB1IP1 homolog. Gene Ontology annotation, biological process: chiasma assembly. Bases 257 to 1171 code for a protein of 304 amino acids. Lineage: Eukaryota; Viridiplantae; Streptophyta; Magnoliopsida; Brassicales; Brassicaceae. The transcript is spliced from 11 exons. The record is from RefSeq and is a predicted model, not a curated record.
GCCCUCUCUUGCGUAUUAUUUCUGGAAAAUUUUCAAAUACUUCGUUUCUGGCGCCGCAUCGAAAUCAACGAGAGAUUCCGUCAGAUCGGUUAGCUUAAAAACGCUCACUCUCCGCGACGCCUUCUCUCAAAAUCAUCGCAGAUCUCCAGAGCGUGUGUGCGCCUGUGCGGUUUAUGCAGAUUCUCCAGAGCUUGUUCACUAGCGAUUAUCACAGUAACGUGCGUAGCAGCUUGAGAUUCUUAUACUUGAGGUUGACAUGAGGUGCAACGCCUGUUGGAGGGAAUUAGAAGGCCGAGCUAUUUCCACCACAUGCGGCCACUUAUUAUGUACUGAAGAUGCAAGCAAGAUUCUCAGUAAUGAUGGGGCGUGUCCCGUUUGUGAUCAAGUACUCUCCAAGAGUCUAAUGAAGCCUGUGGAUACCAAUCCAAAUGAAGAAUGGGUCAAUAUGGCGAUGGCUGGGAUUUCUCCACAAAUACUGAUGAAGAGUGCAUACCGAAGUGUAAUGUUUUACAUUUCGCAAAGGGACUUAGAGAUGCAGUGCAAGAUGAAUAGAGUUGUUGCGCAGUGUCGUCAGAAAUGUGAGGGUAUGCAAGCAAUGUUAAGCGAGAAAAUGGAGAAGGCGCAUGCAGCAUACCAGAAGAUGGCCAAGAGGUCUCAGAUGAUGGAACAAGAGGUGGAAAACCUGACCAAGGAUAAACAAGAGCUUCAAGAGAAGUACUCCGAGAAAUCAAGACAGAAGAGGAAGCUUGAUGAGAUGUAUGACCAGCUAAGAAGUGAGUAUGAGUCAGUCAAACGUACAGCCAUCCAACCAGCAAAUAACUUCUAUCCACGACACCAGGAACCUGACUUUUUCUCAAACCCACCAGUUCAUAUGAUGGAGAACAGAGAGCCCACUCGCAAAGACCGGUCGUUUUACUCUCCUGCAACACCAGGACCUAAAGAUGAGAUAUGGCCAGCAAGACAUAACAGUGCAAACUCGGGUCCAUUCGACAUAUCCAACGACUCACCCGCAAUUCCAUCUGAUCUUGGAAACAGAAGAGCAGGAGGUGGACAUCCUGUAUUUGGAGGUGGUGGCAAUGCUAAUCCGCAAUCGACUCUACGAAACCUUAUCCUCUCCCCUAUUAAACGCUCUCAGCUCUCUCGUUCUCGCCCUCAACUGUUCACGCUAUAGCAUAAGGAUCGAGUUCAAGUGUUUUCAACCUGCCUUGGUGGAAGUGGAAGCCAUAAUAAUCACAACCAGUAAGUAAGAAAAGGAAAAACUCUCGUCUUUAUAAUAUAAUAGUGAUAGAUCAUAUUUUAGUAGA